This is a messenger RNA of Penicillium lagena, 1188 nucleotides long. RefSeq names its product Nif3-like dinuclear metal center hexameric protein. Gene Ontology annotation, cellular component: cytoplasm; mitochondrion. NCBI's taxonomy places the organism in Eukaryota, Fungi, Ascomycota, Eurotiomycetes, Eurotiales, Aspergillaceae. The record is from RefSeq and is a predicted model, not a curated record. The transcript is spliced from 4 exons.
CUGACCCGAAGCACUCUUCUCUGUCUCUCCAUGAAUUGGCUUCGCACUACUACCCGCCAGUCCAUCAUGUCCUCACCAGCAUCAUGCUCACCAUUCACCAAGGCUGUGGUGAGCUCGAUGCGUAAACUAUACCCGGAGUCAUUGGCCGACAAGAGCUUCGAUAAUACCGGCUUGCUCCUCGAAGCUCCCUUCGAUCCCUCCCGCCGACAGAGGAACUCCGUGCUCUUGACGAUCGAUCUCACCACGGCCGUUGCGGAUGAGGCAAUCCGGAGACGGGACUCUGCCGUGGUGGCGUACCAUCCAAUCAUCUUCCGCGGGCUCAAGGCCAUUACCCUCGAAAACACCCAACAACAGUCCCUCCUUCGAUUAGCACAGUACGGUAUCAGCGUCUACUCCCCACACACGGCAGUCGACACCGUCCCCGGUGGAAUGGCCGACUGGCUCUGCGACAUUGUCACGGGCUCCUUCUCUACCACCAAGCCGCCUCCAACCCACAGCCAGGUCGAAGCCGGGCUGUUCUACGCGGAGCCUGUAUACCCAGAACCCAGGCGCGCCGCCCGCACGGGGUCUACAGAGAAGUCAGUGCCCCAUAAGCGAACCACCAUCCAUCCGUCCCCACCACCGAUCCCCGAGGGAUUCGAGUCGGCCGGAGCGGGUCGUCUUAUUACCUUUGAGUCACCGCAACCUCUUCCAAGCCUCAUUGAAAACAUCUCGACGGGCACCGGAUAUCCAGCCGGGAUAACUAUUGCGCUCCCGCAGUCUAUCAAGUCGACCCGCGAUGCCACCAUCCGCACUGUAGGAGUCUGUCCCGGCUCCGGAUCGGGAGUUCUGCUUGGAGGAGGCAGUGAACUUCCAGAUUUGCUGGUCACGGGCGAGAUGAGCCACCACGAGGCACUGGCAGUGACAGAGCGCGGCUCUGUAGUGAUUGCGCUGUCGCACUCUAAUUCCGAGCGUGGUUAUCUGGGAACUGUCAUGCAGCAAAAACUCGCCGACGACCUGAAGCGGCAAUGGAAAGAAGAUAGGGAGACGGCACUGCGGUCUGUCGCAGAGAGCGCGAAACAGGGCGGUGCGGCGCCUGCUUCCGGCGCUGAGAGCGUUUAUCAGGACGAGAUGGUUGAAGUUGCUGUCAGUGAAGCGGAUCGUGAUCCGUAUGGGGUCAUGGUUAGCCGUAUUGCGCCAUCCGUAUAG